Messenger RNA from Octopus sinensis (East Asian common octopus), 2292 nucleotides. Its product is annotated as trimeric intracellular cation channel type 1B.1. Gene Ontology annotation, biological process: potassium ion transmembrane transport. Gene Ontology annotation, cellular component: membrane. Bases 656 to 1501 code for a protein of 281 amino acids. Gene Ontology annotation, molecular function: potassium channel activity; identical protein binding. NCBI's taxonomy places the organism in Eukaryota, Metazoa, Mollusca, Cephalopoda, Octopoda, Octopodidae. The transcript is spliced from 5 exons. The record is from RefSeq and is a predicted model, not a curated record.
GUCGUGCUAAAAGAGGGCGCUUUGAUAGAGCCGAGCAAAGCUAAGCGUGUUCAUGAGAUUUCCUGAAUGGUUUAUGAAUCAGUUGUGUGUAAUUAGCCAUAAAGUUAGCGGCGACAACAGUUGUAGUACUGGUAGUAUUAGUAAAAAUCGUCUGAAACAGGAGGGGUGUUAUUAUUAUAAACUCUUUUCAUCUUUCAUAACUCUAACAUAGUCCUGAAUGAAUAGUUGGUUAGCCUCCCUCACUUCCCUAUCUGAUAGCAGGAGUAACAAUACAAAUAAUAAUAAUAACAGUCAAUAGCGUCAGUAAUAAAUAUCUUCUCAGUAAUCACUUCGCAACGAUUCCCCGUAAAUAAAACUGAAACCCCGUUAGAAUACCUACCUCCUCCUACUAACCAAGAAGAAAAUCAGCAGCAGUAGUGGCAAUAUUACGAACCAGUAGUAGCAGCAGUUUUGGUGACGAGUGGGGAAUAACGGACGAAAAAUCUAGCCGUCAUCACCUGUCAAUAAGAAAAGCACCCCUGCCUAUAAGCACGACACAUCUUGCAGAUUCUUCGUCCUCUGCUCUGCCAUUUUUUCAAUCCUCAUCUCCGUUUCGUUGUUUUAAGUUUUUCCUCCCCAUUUAAUCACCACGGAUCUCUCAACGCUAACCAACAUCAUGGAUCCUCAGACAUUCUUGAACAUCGCUCAAACGGUCACCAAACUGAAAAUGUACCCGUACUUCGACAUAGCACAUUACACGAUGAUGUGCUUGUCUGUUCGCGAGGACACCCCAAACCAGGAUUCAGAAUCAGACAAUACCUUCUCACGCAAACAUCCUGUAUGCUGUUGGUUGUCUUGUAUGCUGACCUGUUUCGCUGGGAGCAUUCUUGCUAACUUGUUACUUGGAGAAGCCUGCUUGAUACCAUUUAAAAACCACACAGAUAUUCUAACAGCCACAGCAGUAUGGUAUUUGAUAUUUUACUCACCAUUCGACAUAGUUUACAAGCUAGUCAAAUUUCUACCAUUCAAACUGUGCAUUGGAACUCUAAAGGAAACUCAGAGAGCUCACAAAGUUUACCAUGGUGUCACCUAUACAGCCAAACUCUUCCCACAUGCCUACCUACUUAUUGUAAUAAUUGGUACUGUGAAAGGAGCUGGAAGUGGAAUCCUAAAAUCAUUUGACAGGUUUAUCCGUGGCAUUUGGGUCCCAAAUAGCAACGAGUUUCUGCAGCCUUCUUUAUACACAAAAGCUUGCUUGAUUGCAUCAAUAAUUUUUGUGCUGGAAAAAACCAGUGUGAUUGAAGCUCCACAUGCAGUGAUCUACUUUGGUGUCGUCAUUUUCUUUGUUUACUUCAAACUAUCCUCACUUCUCUUUGGAAUCCAUGACCCUUUCGUUCCAUUUGAGAACCUAUUCUGUGCGAUAUUCCUUGGUGGAAUGUGGGAUGCCAUGCGUCGCGCUAUCAGCAGCAGCAAGUCAUCUGAUGACUCUGGCAAAAGCAAGACUGAGAAGAAGAAUGAUUAGAACUUGCAAUCAGGAAUAGUGGCAAAAACAUGGGUGGGAGAUAGUAAUUGGUAUGUUUUUUUUUUAGUUUUUUUUUUUAUUGCAAGAAGUAUUGAAGUUAGGCAGGGGAUUGUCAUCUGCAAGCACAAUAUAGGGGUGCCUAACAUAGAUAACUAACUAUAUAUAUGUAUAUGUGUGUAUAUAUAUAUAUAUAUAUAUAUAUAAUGUACGCACACACAUUUUUUAAAAAAUGUACUGCGAUCUGUUCUAACAGUAUUUCGUAAAAUAACAAUGAAAUCAGUAAAAAAAAAUACACUUAAAAAAUGAAAUACAUUUAAAAAAAACUCUUCUCCCUCCAAGUGGAAUUGGACAUUAAGAGAAAUGUGUUGAGAAAUCAGCAUUUCUUGGAAAAAUAUUACAAAAAAAAAAAAUAAAGAGAAAUUCCUAAAAACUUAGAAUUUUGAAUCUUAUUUUUGUGUUAACAAAAUUAAAAUUCUUAGAAAAUGACACUCAUUAAUUAUUGAAUCUGUUUAGUACACUAGGACAUUUAAUCUUUAUUUGAUUUUUUAAUAAAUUUUUAUGCGAAAUAAUUUAUCUCAAAAUAUUGAGUUUUUUUUUUUUUUUGAGCAAGUGUCUGAUAUUUAAAUCUUUGCAAAAAAAUAAAAGGAACAAAAAUGGAUUUUAGAGAAAGAUAAAAGGCAGUAGCAGUGGAUGACAGAACAAAGCCAGUUUUGGUAAAAACAUUUCUUUGCCAACAAUUUCUGUCUCUUUUAUCUUCUCUAAGUAUAUAUUUCUUCAUUGUUGUCACUUUU